GACGUUUAACGGCCACGCCCAUGUGAGUGAUUGGCAGAUUGCGGGGCGGGACCUGCGGUCAGCGGUAUUAGGGCGCCCUCUGCCGUAGUGUCCUGGUAUUCUCACUGCCUGCGUCUAGGCCGCGGCGAGGAUGGAGCCCGAGGCCUGGGGCUCUGAUCUGCUGUCCCCGCUCCUGGGCUACGUGCUAGCGGUCUGGUCUGACUUCAGUCGCGACUGGGAGAGUAACGACCUGAGAGCCGCCAUCUUUAAGCUACUGCUCGCCUGGCUGGUGCUCAGCGUCACCGCCAUUCAGCUGGCCUGGAGGAGCUACGGCCCCACUGUAAACGGGCUUUACUACCGCCAGGGUAUGGGAGGACAGAAUGGGGGGACCCCGGAGUAUCCGUCACAUUACCCCAUGUGGGAAAGCACCAGCACAGAAUCCCUAAAAACGCACCAGGAGUGACAGCAUGCCAACCAGCGAUGACUGUGUGCAAUGGAGGAGAAGACAUCAGCGCAGGGUCCACAGCGCAGUCCUCUCUGUGACUUGUCUUCUAUAUAUUAACUUCUGUCUGAACAGAGACUGAAAGAGGAACAGACUAACAAUGUCAUGUUACUGCGCUACCACCCUCCUCCUGCAGGGGGCAGAAGUCUUAUCCCAAUACUUUAGUUCAAGGGAACCAAUCAUCAGAUUUUACCCUAUAUAAUGCUUGGUAAAGUGUUAUAUAGGGUAAAA
Molecule: messenger RNA, 712 nt
Organism: Hyla sarda
Lineage: Eukaryota; Metazoa; Chordata; Amphibia; Anura; Hylidae
Gene: TCTA
Product: T cell leukemia translocation altered
Exons: 3
Coding region: 131-442 (103 amino acids)
Source: RefSeq, a predicted model, not a curated record